UGCACUGAGAGGAUCAGCUGAGCAGCAGCAUUGUAGUGGCAAUCCUGGGAAUUUCUUGGCCCUAUUGAAACUGCUUUCAAAUCACGAUGAAAAGCUGAAGCAGCAUUUGGAGAAACCAAAGCUAAAAAAUGCCACAUAUCUAUCACCUCAAAGCCAAAAUGAAAUGAUUGAUGUAAUAGGGAAGCACAUGAUUCAGGCCAAGAUCGUGGAAGAGGUCAGGCAUGCUCAGAUGUACACAGUCCUAGCUGAUGAGGUCACAUCCCAUAAUGAAGAGCUGAUGCCAAUGUGUGUUCGCUUCGUGGACAAAGACUUAAAUAUCAGAGAGGAGUUGCUUGAGAUUUGUACUUUGCCACGGAUCACAGGUCGCCACAUUGCAAGCGCGAUCAAAGAUGUGCUGAGUCAUCUAAGCAUAGAGAUUGCUGACUGUCGAGGCCAGGGGUACGAUGGCGCCAGCAAUAUGAGCAGCGAAAAUGUUGGCGUUCAAGCUUUGAUAAAAAAGGAUGCGCCUAAGGCAGUUUAUAUGCACUGCAAUGGGCAUUGCUUGAACCUUGUCAUUGCACGCUCUUGUGCUCUUCCAGUUGUGCGCAACAUGAUUGAUAAGAUGAAGUACAUCGUCAUGUUCUUCACCUGCAGCCCGAAGAGGGAACACCUUCUCAAGGAGGUUGUAGAUAAGGAGGCACAUUCUACCGGAAAGCGGAAGCCCCUGAUUGACCUCAGCCGCACAAGAUGGGCAGCACGGCAUGAUGCCUACAGUCACUUCUACAGUGCCUUUGUCGCAUCAAGGCUCAUGGGCCUAAUUCCAUCUGUCCAGUGCAACUCAGAUGUAACGGUGGACAUCUCUGAAGCAGUCGCUCUGUACCAAGAUGACUUGCCAUCACCAGAGGUCAUUGACCAGGAGCUGAAACGGUGGAAGUUGAAGUGGCAGGUCAAAGCAUUACACCAAAGACCAAGCUCAUGUGCCUCAGCUAUCAAAGAGUGUGAUGAGAUGAUGUAUCCGAACAUCUUCAAACUCCUGAAAAUUGCAUGCACCUUGCCAGUGACCUCCUGCGAAUGUGAGAGGUCUGCCAGUGUUCUCCGGAGACUCAACACAUUCAUGCGGAGCAGCAUGGGAGAGGACCGCAUGUCAUCCUUGGCUCUCAUCCAUACCCACUACGACAUGGCUCUGGAUCUGGAUGAAGCUGUCGAUCUAUACUCAAAAAUGCACCCAAGACGAUUGGAGCUGAUGAGCGUUCUGAUGCAAUAGAAGCCAUAGAAGAAGAAGAGGGAGACAUGGGGGGUGGGUCAUUUCACGUGAAAUCAGACACUUUGGGGCCCAACCGACACAGAUUUUAAUCAAACUUUGUGUGCCUUCUUAGUGGUAAGGUAGAACCCCAGAACUGCAUUUGCAUGAAUCUGGCACUAAUAUAAGGGAGAAAUGGACUAAGAAUGUUUUAAGUAAGAGGGUAGGGCACUACACAUUCAACCUUGAUUAUUUAAAUUACAAAGAGAUGGUUUUGAUGCUGUUUGAAAGCUCUUUUCUGGAACACUUCAAUUUAUAUCAUUAUUAAUUCAUGUUUAAGUUUUAAUGACCAUACCGAUAGUGUACUUCAUGAAGUAAUUCUUAUCUAUUUAUGUCAACAGUGGAGAGAUAGACAAUAAAGGACAGCAACAACAGACAGACAGAACAACAACAGAGACAGACAAUGGAGGGCAGCAACAGACAGGCAAUGGAAGAAAGCAACAGACAACUGAGGUGAGCAACAGAGACAGACAAUCACAGAUGUAGGAAGUUUGAGUAACACUUACAUUUAUAUCAAAUUCUUCAUUCUUGUUAAAGUUUUAAUGACUAUAGAGAUAGCUCAAUUGAAGCAAUUCAUGUCCAUUUAUGUUAACAGUGGGGAGCAACAGACAAAAAAUGAAGGACAGCAACAACAGACUCACAACAAACUUGACGAUGAAUAAAAUAUGUCUAAAUUAAAAGAUUUGAAGUGUGCUGGUGUAUUUAGGGGGCAUUGGAGUAGGGAGCCAAAUGAAGUCCACUUUCGGGGGGAAAAGAUCCCCCCCCACCACAAUGCUGGCU
Eleginops maclovinus (Patagonian blennie) is the source of this 2059-nucleotide messenger RNA. Its product is annotated as 52 kDa repressor of the inhibitor of the protein kinase-like. The transcript has 2 exons. The record is from RefSeq and is a predicted model, not a curated record. NCBI's taxonomy places the organism in Eukaryota, Metazoa, Chordata, Actinopteri, Perciformes, Eleginopidae. Gene Ontology annotation, molecular function: protein dimerization activity. Bases 164 to 1243 code for a protein of 359 amino acids.